GAAAAGAAAGAGAAGUUGCUGUGAUGAACGCAAAAUAUGACCUUUUCUUUUCAAAAGUUUGUGCUGUCCCUCUUGUUUAGCACCAGUGCUGCUCACCCUCUCCCUUCAAGACGCUUCAGAGCUGUUAAGCAUCUAGGGGUGAUAAUUUGACUUUCAGCUAAGCCGGAGGGCUGCAGCAGACAGCAGUAGGUGGUGAUGUAAUAGGUACCAACGCACAUGGAUAUAUAAAUAUCGUGGCUAGGGCUAAAGCGCUAUGGCUGAGCAGCUAUAGAAGAAGAUCAGCACUUCAGACAAGACUCCUGGAGUUGAGAUCAAGUUCAGAAGCUCUUGCUCCCGGGAUUUCCUCUCCAUGCAGCCAGCCCAGGGAAACCACAGAUCCUUGGGGGACUGAGCACUAAGCUCCCUCCCUCCGUCUCCGCUUUGCUUUCUGGUUUUCUUUUUUCUCUUUUUUUUUUUUUUUCUUCUGUUUGGCUUUUUGUUGGUUUUAUUUUUUUCCUCCCCUUCUUUGACCUCAGCAUAAAGUGGGAGCUGGGUGGACAGCGUCUUUUCGGAGCGACCGGCGGCCGGCCCGUGGCUACCCGCCCCUAAGCCGGGAUGCCUCUCCCCGCGGCGCUGCUGCCGGCGCUGCUCCUGGGGCUGCUGUGGCCAGGGGCGGUGCGGGGCCGGUCGCCCCCGGGCCGCCUCCCGGCCGGGCCCCGCCAGCGCCGCUGGGACGCGGCUCUCUUCGCCCGCUCCGUCGCUCGCCUCCCGGCUGAGCGCCGCGACGCCGCCCGCGACGGCGACUACCUCCUGGGCAUCAAGCGGCUGCGGCGCCUCUACUGCAACGUGGGCAUCGGCUUCCACAUCCAGGUCCUGCCCGACGGCCGCAUCGACGGCAUCCACAGCGAGAACCGAUACAGUCUGCUGGAAAUUUCUCCUGUGGAAAGAGGCGUGGUGAGCAUAUUUGGUGUCAGAAGUGGACUCUUUGUGGCCAUGAACAGCAAAGGCAAACUCUAUGGAUCUGCCCAUUUCAAUGAUGAGUGCAAAUUCAAAGAGAUUCUCCUGCCAAACAACUACAAUGCUUACGAAUCCAGGAUUUAUCCCGGGAUGUACAUAGCCCUGAGCAAAAAUGGAAGAACAAAGAAAGGCAAUAAAGUAUCUCCCACAAUGACAGUGACACAUUUUCUUCCUAGAAUCUGAGACAUCUCCCUUCAGACCUACCUCAGCACAAGGGAAGAUGCAGAACACCUUUGGGGAAAAGAAACAUGGUGCACUUUUACUGGAGAGUUUUAUGCAAGAGCAGGUGUAAGAUAUUUAAGUUAAUUAUUUAAGUCUGUAUAUAUUGUCACAAAAUUUAUUUAUAGUUACUUUUUUUUUUUUUUUAAUUUCUGAGAACAAAACAAACCUCCAACCCAAGCUCUUUCAUUUCAUGGUGCAACAGUAGGAGUCUUCUGCUUCGUGGUUUAUCUAAUUCAGAGUUACCACAGGUGUGCUGCUACCCCAUGUCCUAAGCCAGGUGACAUCCAGCUCCUGUCUCCCAACGUUUUGCACUGUUUGUGUGUUGCUCGGUGUCUGUUGUUGUACGGUGUCAGUUUGUUUGUUUGUUAUUUUGUUUGUUUGUUUGGGUUUAUGGUGGCUUGGUCCCCCCUGCGCGUUCCCCGAAGCGCCGCCGGCUGCCAGCGCGGCUCCUGGCCCGGGAGCAGGGGGUGCCUGGCUGGGAUGCCAGCCUGGAGCCGCACACACCAUGCCUGAUCCCCUUUGCUAUUUCCCUGCCACGGGAUCGGUUUCCCCGGCACGGGAGCGCGGAGCGGCACGGCCACCCCGCAGAUCUGUUUUUAGAGCUGCCAGCGCUGAGCUGCCCUGCAGCCCAUCUCCUGUGAAGGGAGGAGAAACACCUCUGUGGGCUCUUCAGAUGGGGUUUGCUCUUCAGAUCAACCGUGGCCCUUAGUGGGAGCUUUUAUUAGGUACAAUUGCUUGGCAUGAGGCUAAAAAAUAACGUGUCUGUCCGUCCCCCAGCAAACGCUACAGUGAACCAGCUCUGCUCCACUCAAAUCAAAUUCCCCUUCUCACUUGGAGACUCCAUUCAUUUCUCAAAGUGUGGGGAGCUCUACAACGCUCCUAAGUUCUCCACAGGGGAAAAGCAUCUGCUGGUUUGUAGCAAACACAAGCUCCACGGAAAGAAUUUAGAUUGAUGAUGAGGAAUUCAGGUUGAUUUGUACUAUUUAUUAUUUUUGCUGCAGUAUUUGGAAGGAGAAAUAUGCUGCUUUUCUUUUUUUUUUUUUUUUUUUUUUCUGUCUCAUUCCCUGACGAAGCUGAUUAAUUUCUACCUCACUAACUCUCAAAGCCAGUCUCCUAACAAAUUCUGCACGGGAGGAAGGUACCUGCCUUCCUGCUUGGGCUUAAAGCUCUGGAGGAGGGCCUGGGGGAACAACCGUAAUCCCAAAUCUCUCUUUUUUCCAUAUGUAGCCAAAAGUAUUCAGGAUAGAGUCGGUUGCAUCCUAUUUGAGCCUUGUCACGUUUGGGCUAUCUUUACCCAGUGGUUUACUUUUAGUAAGGGUGAUCAUGGUGAAAAUAUUCGCAGGCAGCUGUCAGGCUGCAGUACUAUAUCGUCAUCAAGUAACCCUAUAUUUUUCCUUAUAUAUUUUGCAAGUGUAACUCAUGUCUCUAACGUGAUAAAGGAAGAGAUAGGUUUGAUUAUGGGGGAAUCGCUAAAAGGAUUCAUGUGCUUUUUUUUUUCCUUUUUCCCUUUUUAAAAUUUUUUUUUAAAGGUACUUCAUCUUUGGGGCAUCAAUAUGUUAACUGGGAACCAGGACUAACCACAAUGUUUGAUGACUUAGAGGACGUUUACAGACCAUCUUCCAAUCUAAACUAUUUAUUUCCCACUACACACAAAUCUUUGAUUCAGCUCUCUUUUUUUCUUUUCCUCUUUACAUUCCUACACAAAAGCCUUUGCUCCUUUGUAAUGGUUUAGACCUGCCUGUAUCCUCUACUUACACAUGAUCUUGAAGAGAAACUCUACUCACCAAAGUUCAGUAAGAUCACAGCAGACCAGGACCAGACCUUAAGGCAGCUGCCCUCAUAGCAAAAAUAAUUAGGGAAAAGGAAAUGUCACACCUAAGGAUUUUAAUUUUUUUUUCUCUAAAAUUGGGAAUUUUCUGUGUUUUCUGUAUGUGAGUAAUCGUUGUGUAUUUAUCACCACUACCUCUGACAACUGAUGAUUUUGUUCCAGAUUUCAGAUAGCAAAAUCAGACCACAAAGGUCUCUCUCUGGGAGUGGCUCUUCUUUGCCACUUUUCACUUCAUUAAAUCCACAACCAACCGCCUCACACAAGAUACGUUCGGAGGUAGUUGUUGUAACUUUUAAAUAUUGUGAUGCAACCUUGAUAACAAUGUUACAUGGUAUGAGCUUUCACCAUUUACCAGAAUCUGUCUGUAGUUUUAUACAGGUGCUGUUCAAGACUGUGGUGUAUGUGCUGUGCACACUUAAAUGCAUAAUAAAUGAUAAACGUUUACAAUGCAUGACACCCUGGUGUUGAUUUUUUUAAACUCUUUAUAACAGAAUGCAUCCUGCAAGGAAAGGAAGGGGGGAAAAAAAUGCUAUUUCACUUUCCCAAAGCCUGGGGAGCCUUUGCACUUUUGCCAGCUACUCCAGGACUGACAGCCUGGAUUUCUUACUCAGCUAAAGUUCCCUCUGCCAAAGCUGGAAGUGGUCCAGGAAAGCCCAGCUCCAGCUCGGUAACAGAUACUCACCCUUGCAUCUGCCACAUGCUGCUGCUCUCACUGGUGUUCUUUCCCCGGUUAUUAACAAUGGCAGCAUCCAAAAUUAAUGCUCAGGCACAGAAACCAGCUGCAGGGUUU
This is a messenger RNA of Prinia subflava (tawny-flanked prinia), 3836 nucleotides long. It is a transcript of the gene FGF4, whose product is annotated as fibroblast growth factor 4. The record is from RefSeq and is a predicted model, not a curated record. The coding region runs from base 595 to 1179 and encodes 194 amino acids. Gene Ontology annotation, molecular function: growth factor activity; fibroblast growth factor receptor binding. The transcript is spliced from 3 exons. Gene Ontology annotation, cellular component: cytoplasm. Gene Ontology annotation, biological process: positive regulation of gene expression; animal organ morphogenesis; positive regulation of protein phosphorylation. Lineage: Eukaryota; Metazoa; Chordata; Aves; Passeriformes; Cisticolidae.